UUGUACAUUAAAGCACCAAUACUAUAUAGCAUAGUAGAAGUGCUCUAAUAGUUUGAGACAACAAAUAUUAGAAUAUAUGGGCUACAUAUUUUUGGUAUAUACCUACUCAACCCGAGAUCCGGGUCAUUGGAUUUAUCCCCAAAAAAUUGGGUGAUUUAAGAAUAAGUAAUUAAACAUAUGUUAUGCACUCUAUCAGUGGGGUCAAGAUAGAUAGUACUUAACAAGAGUAAUCAAGUAUGUACCCUUCUUUCUAAGUGGGUUGCAGAUCUAAGAGUUGAGAAUUAAUAUCAUUUUAUUUUCCCUAUUUUUUUUAAUCAAAUCAAAUCUUUUAUGUUCUAACUCGAAUUUCAAAUUUUUUUCACAGAUGAAACGAGUUCUUUUUGCUCUACAAAUAGAUCAAUUUUCAAUAUUUUUUGAGAAAAAAAAUCAUACCUUUCGUUACCAACUUCGUACCAUAUGGUAUCUCCUUUGUUUUUAGUCAUUUUUUAAAAUAUUUGCACAAAAGGAACGAGUACAUCAUGAUCUACAAACUGCUGGGCGAAAAAAUACAGGAUAAAAAGAUAUCAUACCAUACCACUCCCGUAUGUGGGUGAUAUCUUUUGGUACACAAUGUUGAAAGUCGUAAAUGACAGUUAGUAUAUUUCUAUUAUCAUGUAUUCAACUAUCCUACAGUCUGGUAUGUUCAUACCACCAUGGUACGCUUUCAUACCAUAUGAUAUGCUUUUAUUUAAUAUCAAUCAAUACCAUACGGUGUAAAUUGGUAAAAAUAUCUCAGUUUAAAAGCUUUACAUGAGAGAGAAUGGAUGCUGAUAUGGCGGAUUAUGGUUGGGUUACUCAUAAUUACUCGCCACAAGUUUACUUAUGGGUUCCGCUCCCCUAUCACUGACUUUAUUACAACCACUAUCAUUUUCUGGCUUUUCAUCUUAUGUGUCGACCAAUGUGUCAGACACAAGAUAUUUAUUUAUAAUAAUAUUAGUGUGUAAGUUAUGAAUUAUUGAAAUUAUAUUUUGGAUUUUAAUACCUGAAGAUUCAUGUAUCUUGGCGCCAAGCGCCCUUCAGAGCCCCAGAUAUGUUUAAUAGUUUGAUAUGUAGUGUUCUAGGUUGUAUGAAGUCUUACACGCUAUGUUAUUAUUAUGAUAUGAUAUUGGUAUGAUGGUAGUAUGAAUUCUUAUCACAGUGAUAAGAUUAUGGUAUGUCAUUUAUAAGAUUGAAGUAUGAUCCCACUUGGCCACUUCUACAAUCCAAAAAUACUUGCCAAAGAAGCUAUCAAGGUUGGAAAGAAAAGAGGCAGAAUUUGGCUAAGUCAAAUUCCGAGUUCAUGGUACUUACUUUGGAGGCAUGGUUCUCUCAAUUAGCUCGGUUGAAAUUCGAGGUUAGCUAUUUGUUUUGAAGACAAAGUUACCCUGUACACAUUGGUAUGGAUUUUGGAUCCAGAAGAACCAUUAAGACCAUUUUUCAAGCAUCCAAUAAUGCUAUAUGGAAAGCUGAAAAUGGCUAUGGUAGAAAUUUGGUUUGUGAAGCCUACUUUGGAGCUCAAUUCGAGGAGCAUGGAUCUUAUUCGAGUCCAAAAGCUUCCACGACAUGAAAUAGGUAUGUUUUUCUACCAAGGUAAUGAAUUGGAUGAAAGAAUGGAGAUCUGGAAGGCCUCGAACGGAUGGCACGAUGUUACUACGAAAGUUGUUUUGCUGGAAGCUUACUUUUGCGUGAAGAAAGAGAGUUUGAGUCCGAAUUUUGAAACCUUUUUAGAGUAGACUUUUACCUUAUUUGGUUUCUUGUUCAUUUAGGUUUGUAUUAGUGGUUGUUGCAAUGGUCAUGCCACACAACCACAUUUCUAGCUAUCUAUGUUAGCUCAAUGGCAUAUAACUAACUACAUACCUAGAUGAUUUGGUCCAGACUCUCAAACCAAUUCGUACCGACCGGUUGGACCAGAUAUACAGGAUACCAGACCCAAAAUGGUAGGCACAUGGUUUUAACGGUAGAAAACAGUUGAACCCUUGUUUUAGUAUAAAAUUUCUACCACUUAAUUUUCGGUAUUAUCUUCAGCUACGGUUUCACAAUCCUUGGUUCUAGUAUUGACCUAUGGGGAUAAUCACAUCAACUUAGCUAAAAACUAAAAAAAUAGCCACCUUUAUCAAAGCAAGAGAUUGGCAUUGAUUAAACGACAAAUAGACAUAGAUAAUACGGUAACAAUAAUUCAUACAUACAAACACAUAACUCCUAAACAACAAGAGAGCAUAGAACACACAUACACAGUACAAGGAGUAGAAAAAAUGACAAUCUUAUGUUAGAUCCAUCUUCUCCUUCUUGACUUGAGCACCACUCUUAAAUCUCAAGAUGAUAUGGGGUUACAAUGAGGAAAAUGUCACUCAAAACCUCUACUAACACAUCACUCUCACUUUAGAUCUCUAACCCUAUAUUUUCCACACUCCAUGAUGCCUCCUGUUGCUUUAAAAGAGCCCCAAAGUACUUAUAUAUUUGUGCACAAGGUAGAGUUCACGGCUUAGGGUUCGGUGAAGUUCACGAAUAUGAACUUUGGCCAGAUCCCAUGAACUUUUGAAAAGCAGAUUCAUGUUUAGGGCAAGGUCACGGACUCAACCAAGUCGUAACCAUGUUCACAAGAAAAUUUUCAAUUCCACGCAUGAGAUCUUUUCUCGUGGUCGCCAUCUCGCGGUCUAGUUUUUCAGGGGCAUGAGGUUGGCUGUGAGACCUUUUGUACUCAUCAUUGCUCACACACAUGGCCAAAACAUGCAGUUCACGGCGAAGAUCUCUGGUUGUGAUGAACGUCGUGGCUUGGGUCACGGUCGUGCUCUAACCAUGACCUAACCUAAGCUUGAGCCUCUUUCACAUUCUUUUCAACCUUCAAACAAAUUUCAAUGAGCAUGAAACUUGAUACGCUCGUUCCUUAUCAUGCUAGGGCCUGAGAUUUGGAAAGAAAGUACAAGUCUAAAAUAGGAUGAGAAUGAACGAGUUAUGAGCCAAAUGUACAAGAAAUGAUAAAGUCAUGUUGAAUUUUAAGGCAUGAAGAUUUAAGUGAAUGUAACCACAAAAUCAACCCAAAAUGGCAGAAGUUUGAUGAUUAUGACAUUUAAACACCUAAGAAAUAUGAGAUUAAUUAAGGGUUGGUAAGGAUACAAUACCACGAGUUUUGUAGUCCUGCAAAACCUCUAUGUAUGGUUGAGAAUGAGAGCUUGUAGGGGGUAAAGAGCAAAAGUAGAAAAUAUGAGACAAGGUUGAUUGGAUUUUUUGGACAGCUAACCAGAUUUUGAGUGACUGACACGAAUUCCUAGGUAGUUGUUAAAGCACUUUUCAAAUCUCUUCCAAAAAUUUAAUGGACCUUAUCACAAUUGUUUUACAUUGGAUUUCAGAUAAUUUUUCACAGGAAAAUCAUAUUUUUGUGCUCUACAAGAUGAUAUCCAUUUUGAUAUUUUUUGAAACAAAAUAUUUUAUGUCGUUCUACCACUAGCAGCUCACAAUAUUACCACUAGCAGUGAUAUGAUAUCACAGUGGUAUGAUGUUGAUAUUAGUGAUAUAAUGUUGAUAUGAUGUUGGUAUGAUAGUAACAUGAUGUUGGAUGAAGUCUUAUGUUUGUCAAGAAUAAUUUGAUCAUACCAACAUUAUACUGUCAAACAUAAGACCUCAUACCAAAAUGUAUACCAGUAUUUUGGCAAAUAUGGGUAUUGGGUGUUGAGGAGCCAAAUUUUACUAGGUUUCUAAGUGAGAAGCUAUAAAUGGCUAGGGGAAAA
Messenger RNA from Linum trigynum, 3743 nucleotides. The record is from the annotation of a GenBank genome assembly. NCBI's taxonomy places the organism in Eukaryota, Viridiplantae, Streptophyta, Magnoliopsida, Malpighiales, Linaceae.